Molecule: messenger RNA, 1644 nt
Organism: Lachancea lanzarotensis
Lineage: Eukaryota; Fungi; Ascomycota; Saccharomycetes; Saccharomycetales; Saccharomycetaceae
Product: LALA0S02e05512g1_1
Exons: 1
Coding region: 1-1644 (547 amino acids)
Biological process (GO): TORC2 signaling
Cellular component (GO): TORC2 complex
Source: RefSeq, a predicted model, not a curated record
AUGUCUGCCGAACUUCAUCGCAAGCGUAGUAGCUCGGCACUCCCAGCGUUUCAGCGGCUUCCUAAUAAGACCAAGGAUAAGACUAGGGCUCGGUUUUAUAGUAUUUCAUCUAAGAUUGUCCCUCAAACUAUCCAAGUUGGUGAAAAUGGCGAUAACGAAGAUGAGGAGCUCUCAAGCCAGGAUAUACGCAACGCAGAAGUCUCAAACUCUUCACCAGUCAUUCCAAGUUUGUCCAAGGUAGGCUUCCAAUCCAUUUACCAAAAUCCCAGCAACAAGCUAAGUCAAAAGAAUGUCAGCUCUGCGGGUGAUCCCGAACGUAGGAUUCGAACUGCAAGCUCAACGUCUUCCAUUCGAAGCAAUGGUAUGAGGAGCUACCAAUCGUACCAGAGCGAAUCUAAUGUUUCAACUAUAAGUAAGAAGAAGAGUCAAAACUCGCUUUUGGGCAGAACCAGUACCCUGAAAAGGCCAACCACUAAUAAUACGAUCGACCAACGAAGAGAUGACAACACAAGCAUUUCGAACAUAGGAUCUGGUAGCUCUUCCUCAUCAUUACGCAUGCGUACUCCAAGUAUCAGAAAGAAUCCGUUUAGUAUGGCUGCCAAAAAGCUUUUUAGCAGGACAGAAGGACGACUCGAAAAAUCAAGGGAAGCUUCUAAAUCUCCAACUUCAGGUGCUUCUUUGACCUUUGCUAAAUUUCUCAACAGUAAAUAUGGGAAGCACGUUGGAAAAGCUACCGCCCACCACAAACAUUCCGCUGGGAGUCUGAUCGACACUGGAAAGGCUACGCAAAUAUUUGGCACAAAUGGCGCUAACUCUGCUAAAGAGGUAUCAUUACAACUGGCAAAUGAGCCAAGUAUGGAUCCAAGUGAUGUUCAAAUGCUAUAUGAUUUGGUCAAGAAUCUGCGGUCACUAGAAACCAAUUAUCGGAAUUUUACAGACGAAGAGAUGGACGCACUCAUGAGUAAUAUAUGGGGUGUUUUUUGCAGCGUUGUGAUCACUUUAUUCAGGAACAAGGAACUGUGGGAACUUCCAGCCAAGAUCGAAGAUUUGAACCAUGUUUUUUCGUUUUAUAUCAAGCUCAAGGUAUCGUCCCAAAGUCGACAUAGCAGCUCUAAAUUCCUCGGUGAAAUUGGAGAAUUCAUGAGCACUUGUCUCUUUAUCCUAGAAAAUCAAAUUGUGUUCAACUACAGUAAUGAAAAUACCAUCAACACGGCAUUGAAGAGGCUAUGUCUGAUCUGGGGAGUAUUUUACCAGCAGGUUUAUCACAACGUAAUGGCAAUAUUUUUGCCAAUCGAGCUUAGUUUUCGAACUGACACGAAAUACUGGUCUGAAGCCCACGUCGAUUUUAAUGGUGCCAAUUUCAACGGGGCACGCACAGGAUCUCUUUCGCUUGACAUUUUGUUGUUGACCAGUUUUCGUGACGCCAUCGUAUCGCCCUACUAUGAAAGUUUUAUCAACAGCAAUGAGGGUGCAAGUGAAAGCUUUCAUUUGUACAUCAUGAAUGAGGAAGAGGAAAAAGGUGUAACGCAACGGGAUAAAUUGACGCUAUUACAAUGCUUUGGUAUCUUGUCGUCUAUACGGAGCACUGGCAUCAAACAAAAAGUCAUUGAAGAAUUGCUGAUUGGUAUAAGAAAGAGUAUUUGA